AUCGUUCCCUUACAAAGUUGCCGCCGAGGUGGUCGCGUGUUCAGACCUCCGCCUCCUUUCUUAUGUAGCGGCUGAUUUCGUUCUCCUCUCAGAGCUGAGGGUUUUGCGUCUUCAGCAUCUCGGACGCUGCUGGCGGGUGGUCUCACUCCCAAACAACUUCGCUUUGUCGCUCACCGUGCACCCGUUUGAAGCCAUGCUGCAGUUCAGGAGAACUUUCCAGGACGAGAAAGUCCAACUUCAGGAGCUCAAUCAGCGUCUCGCCCAGUACCUGUCUCGAGUCAAACAGCUAGAGCGAGAAAAUGCGCAGCUGGUAACGCAGAUCAGCGCCCUCAGGAGCGAGCAGAUGACCCCCUGGGAGCGCCAGUACCUGGCCGAGCUGAGGGAGCUGCGUGAAACCAUCAACUGCCUGGCAUUCGACCGGUCCCGAGCCCAGUUGGAGCGAGACGGGAUGCAGCGGGAGCUGCGCCUGCUGCAGGAGCUUCUCAGCCAGGAGUCGGGGCACUGCCGAGACAUCGACUGGGAACUGAGGGGGUGCGAGAAGCUCAUGCAACAAGCCCAUCAGAAGAACGUCGCUCUGGAGGAACAGCUCCUCCGCCUGGAAGCCGAGCGCCAGAGUCUGGAGGAGUCCGGCCGACGCGAAGUGCAGCAGCUCCGCGAGGAGGUCCACUGCCAGUUGCUGCCCAUUGCCCCUCAGGGUUCUGUGGGAGCCCCGAGCCUGACAAUGGAGGACGUGGAGGAGUACGCGCACAGCCUAUCCCAGUGCUGCAUGGAGAACUUCGAGGUGUACAGGCAGCGGAUCGAGGAGCUCGAAUCCUCCAUCAAGCUGGACCAGCAGAGGCAGGAGACGCUCCGGCAGGAGAAGGAAAAGUACGGCAAGGAGCUGGAGCUGUUGAGCCGAGACAUGGACGAGCAAAGGCGCCUACAGCUCAGGCUGCACGAUCAACUGGAUGGCAUGCAGGAUCAGUGUGAAGAGGAGCUGCUCCAGUACCAGGAGCUUAUUGGACAGCUGGAGGAGGAGCGCAGAGCACUGGCUUUGGGGAUCGCUGAGAAACUGAAGGACCAUCAAGAACUCAUGCAAGUCAAAAUGGGUCUAAGCAUGGAGGUGGCCGCCUACAGGGCAUUACUGGAAGGAGAGAAGCAAGAAGCACAUUAUUGGAUUGACCAAUAUGAGAGGGAAAUACCCAGAAAAGCAGGAAAGGGAAUAUCAGUCCAAACCUUUACAGCAAAACGAACACCCCUUAGAAAGGAAGAUGGGGCUAAAAGUUUGCCUGUGAGCCUGUACCCAAAUGGGAGGUAUGCGGCACACACAUCAAGCAUGAAAGUUACUUCAAAACCAAGCCAGGCUGCAGCUUACAGGGUAAGCACAAUCCUUCCUGCUGGAGUAACUCAUCGGGGAGCAGUGUCCACAUUAGGUUGGACCACACAGGUCUCUUCAUCUUCAGCAAAGCUAAUUCCACGUCCAGCUGAACGCAAGUACACGGAAGUCCAGCAGAAAGUGACAAGCAGAGGUCCAGCUAUUACCAUUCAGAAUUCAGUCAAUGAAAGCAGAGUUUCUCCUUCAGCACCUGUAGACCAAAAGCCUACUGUACAAAAAAUCAACAUUCAAAAAGAGGAAAUAAAAUCUUCAAUCAAGGUAGAUCCUGACUUGAAACUACCUGAAAAAGCCAAUGAUAAACAGGCCAAGAAAACCAAUGGAAAGGUUAAGGAGGUGAUUAUCAUUAAAACUGAAACACAAGAGGAGAGCGUGGAGCCUAGAGGGUAUCAUAUUAACCUUGAACAAUCCCCAGACAGUAGAGAGGUGACGAUAACCCUGCAGGCACCCCAAAGCCAGAAUUCCAUUAGUGCUGAGAAGGAGCAUUUCACAUCAAGCCAUUCCACAGCUUCAUCUGUUUCUCGGUCUUUCCCAGACACGCAGAUAGGAAAUAAAGUGAUUGAUGAGCCACGUCUAAAAGUAGAUGAAGAAGAGUUGAAUAGGUCACCAAUUGACAAGAAAAUUCUGAAUUCAAUCAAUGUUGAAGACAUUCUGGAGAAGGUUGUGAGACCUGCUGGUCUGGAGACAACCUUAAACUCUUCACCAGACUCAAAGAUCACAUACCAUUUAGAGAAAACAAAGGAGGAGGAUGGAAGCACUAAGACUGAAAUCAUUCUGCAGUCUACUGUUCAAGAAGAGCUUGAUGUUUCUGACGAUUCUGUUCUGGAAGAGCUUCUGAGAAAAGAUGUGAAAAGAGCAGGUUUGCAGGAUAUUAAGGGAACCCCGGCUGAAAGCAUGAUUGAAAACAUACUGGGCCUUGGAUUAAAGGGAAGGGAAAACGCAAGUGUAAACAUCGAGAUCAUCGAGGAGCCACUGGAGGCACCGAGUGGCGAAGAAAAUGAAGAAAGUCAGUCUUCAAUGUUUUUCCAUAUUGAAGAACUAGAUAACGCUCCUUUGGCCACUGAAAAUGUAGUAGUUAGUGCAGAAACUCUAAGCAGCUCGUCCACACCUGCUGGCGAAUUUAGAAACACAAUCCAGUUUCAGGUGGGUGCUACAGACCACACUCAAGUCCAGGAAACAGAGUAUUUUGUGUCAACACCAGAUGAUGCCACUUCUGAGCAUGAGGGAGAAGACAUACCAGUAUACAAGGAAUAUCUACCAGGACGUGAAUGGUCUGAAGAGGGUCAUUACUGGCAGGAAGAGCCUGAACCCGUAGAGCAACCCAGCUUCACAGAUUCAGGUGCAAUAAGCUUUAACACAGAAUCAAAUAUUACAGCAGACAGUGCAGAAUUCAGAACAUCAUGGGGGGAACAAAGCUAUCCCGAAGAAUGCUCUACAGAGUAUGUCAUUGAGGAGGAGAUUCAUGUCCCUCAUAAUGUUCAGAGGUCAGUCUUGGAGCUGCUUAGAGAAGGAGGUCAGGAUCCCCGGCAACAGAUAACUAGUACUUUAGAACAGUUGAAAGAAUCCGUGCCAGAGAAUCUAAGAGAAGAGCUUUCAUUUUUAUCGGAUGUCAGAGAGAGCUCAGAUCAGUUAGAGGUUGAUGUGAGGAAAGUCCAGCAGUCUUCUGACAGCGGUGUAGUGACUAUUGUUGCUGAAAUCAAUGUCUCUCAAAGUCUUGAUGACUCUGGCCUAGCCAAUGAUGAAAAACAAGCAGAUUCAGACUUGGAAUAUGAGAAAGAAUUACACACCAGGGUAGGUGAAGCUUUCUCCCAUGAAGAAGAAGAAGAUGAACCAAGAAUGCAUGAAGCCACUUGGGCAAGGAGUUUACAGGCUCCAGGAAGUACCAGUGUAGAGCAGCCAACAACAGACAUUAACAAAUCUGUACGACUUAUUAAACUGGGUCCCUCUGAAAAAUCAUUUACGUUUCAAAUGGAUGUCUCUCAAGUCACUUCGAUGGUUAGCAGUGAGGGGAACAAGAAGGAAGCUGCCUUCUUUACACAAAGAGAAUUCAGCGAUGGAGCCAAUGGAAGAGCCGUUAGAGAAGAUGUAUAUCAGUAUGUGCAAAGCGACAGAGGAAGUGAGAGUCAGGGCCACCAAGGUGAGGAAGAGGAGACAUGGGAUGAUGACAAUGAAGAGACGGGCGAACAGGAUGCGUUUUCCAAUGUGGUACAGCAGCAAAGAUUUGUGGAUCCACGGUCAUUGAUCAGUAAGGAGCACAGAAUUGCUGCAUUGUACUUGGAUGAAAGCGAUGACUAGAGGCAAAAGGAAAAAGAAGCUCAGCAGCCAUAAGCUGUGGGCUGAAAUUUGCACCUUUGUUUAGGAUUACCAAAGAUUCACAAAGCCGAAGGUAGGAAGUCAAACUGGACUUUCAGAAGCGGAUUUAGUUUUGAAGAUGAAGGACAUUUUUUAAUUACGUAGGUAACUGCUGUUGAUUUUGUUUUUCUCUGAAGAUCAUGGGUUGCAAAAUGCCAAACUAAAUGAGCUUGCAGUGCAUUGUGAACUUUUAUUCCAACCGGAGUAUCUUUUUGGUUAUAGGUUUACCAAAUAUUUUCUUAAAACCAGAAUGCUUUAGGCAAACAUCCAACCAAAUGUAGUUUCUAUCCACACGAUGACAUGUACUCUCUUAAGUCGACACUGCACAACAUUACUCCUUCAUUCCUAGAGGACCGUAAAUGAUUUAAUUAUGUGUAAAAGUCCCCCAAAACACUUAUGAUAAAGACAUUAAGGCAUUCUGGGCAUGGCCAGUACUCAACCAUUUUCAAAGCAUUCAUUGUCAUCCUGCAACCGUUUUGAAUUGCCAGCCUCGAUUUUAUGACUGGACACUUGUCAUUGCGCUCUGUCAUUUCUUACAGUAUAACCCUUGGCCACAGACCGGGGAGCUCAUGUCACUGUGGGGUUGGUCAAUGGAAUUUAGUCAGCCCAAGCAAGUUAUUUUAUCUGUACUCCCCGCCAUAUUGAUUCAUUCAUUGGUUUCACUAUGCACUUCCAAGGCUCCCCCGAUGUCCCACAUAGUACUUGUUGUUUACAGGACAGAGGGAGGUGCACGCCUGCACGGGCCAAAUGACUCAACCAAAUAUCUCUUGGAAGGGAGAGGGACAUUUCACAGCAAGCUCACAAGUUUACAGAGGUUCUGAAAUGAGUGACAGUAACCACUGUGGGUAUGUACCGUGUGUGCGUUGUAUGAGCUUCACCAAACCAACAUUGAUAGAACCAGCCAAAGUUGUUAUUUCAAUCUAAAGAGAUAAAUUAUUCAUUUUUUUAAUGUUGCAUAUUGGAGAGCACUCCUUGACGACUAGGAAUGACAGUCACUUCAGCCAUCAUAUAAAUUUAAGAACUUACUGAAAGCACUCGAUGAACGAGCACAAUAAUGAGUUAAGAGACCCUCAUGAAGCCAACUGUAGGUUGGUGGCCACAAUGCCCUUUAGAACCAUCGCAUCCAGCAGGAGUGUUUGGGUGUUGAACGUUUCCAUGCUGAGUGUGGGUCAACCUCUGUGACUCACUGUUUAUUGACCAGGUGCCAACUUGUUCCUGUAUCUGAACUUCUACUUUGUUAUUUUUACUUUUAAUGUACAAAUCUAGCAAUGUAAAUUUAUUUUUUAGCGGCUGCUUAGUUUUUACUACAAACUGAACAAAGAUAUUUGGGUUUUCUUAAGAGGAAUACAUUAGUCUUCCUGAGGUCACUUUAAGUAAUCGUUCCCUUCAGUCUCUUUGAUAGAGGUGGCACACCAAUGUGCUUGUUAGAAUUUAUACUUCAAGAAUUCGGGCCCCUGGGUUUGAUUCCUGGCGUAAUCACAGUCCGAGGACAGCGUUCAAGUUCUACCUGUAGGUUUAGGUGGGAUGGCAGCACUAAAUGGGCCCUGCAUUAGUGUGCCCUGUGACAGACUGCCAUUCUGUUGGCUGGUGUGAUGGGGGGAGAGGUCAGAAGAUCAACAGAUGGUCAGUUAUUAAAUAUGAGGUGGGAGUUUAAGUGAAUAAACAGCUUUUACUUAGGACAUAACCUAAAGGUGUGUUACACAGGUUCACGAGAUAGAUGGGUGGAAGUAGCGUACACUUGGGCAUGCUAUUGCUUGUCAUUAUUAAAGGGAUCUACUUACAUGCAAUCAAAGAACAUUCUUAAAAUAAAGAAAGUGAAUACAAUAAAAAUGAAGCCAGUGCUGUGGCCUAAAAGCAAGGACACUGCUACACUGAUCAUUCCAUUUUCUGUUCUGGCUUAUCACGCUCACGGUGGCAGCACAACUUUACUCAGCUUUCUCAACCUAAUAUCCUCUGUGUGGUGAGGAGACACAAGGAAACAAAUCAAACACAACUUCAAUCAGACGUUUGAGUUGGCUUCAUAAACAGUCUUUCCAUUUUCUAACUCGCCCAUCUAGUUUGAAUAAUAAGAGCCAGAGCCUUUCUCAGCAGAGUCGGGUGCAAGGCAGGGACAAACCCAGGACAGGGUGCCAGCCCAUCGCAAUGCACUCCCUCACUGAAGGUCACCAGUUAACUUAUCUGUCUUUGGAACAGGACAAGAAAAUCCUCAAGAGUACGCAUUGGCAGAGCCUGGAAUAGAAUCUGAAGCCAGGACUCUGGAGUUGGGAGGCAGCCUCAGUAAUCACUGUGACACCUGCCUUCAAAGCAACGUUCAUAGGUACAGUCGACUCCAGUUUAGUAGUGUUGUCAUGGAAUGGGUGGCAUCACGGCUGGAAGGGAAGGUGGGUCCUUACUCAACUGGGAGCCCACAAAGAUUUUAAGGGAUUGAAGUAUGUCCCAAGACAGGGGUUCAGUGCUCUUCCUUACAGCCAGGAGGCUUGUAUAAAAUAAUGGAUGGACAGGCAUCCCGUCCAGAUUGCAUGAUGCCCCCUUGCCGUCAAGAAUGGGUGCUGUUCUCUGCCUUGGCUUGCAGGAAUGCUGGAUGGACAAAAGGAGAUGGCCUUCCAAGAAUAAAUGCUCCUCCCAAAUGAUAGGUGGUGUUGUGCCUAUGGUGUGGCUCUGCUUAAGAUACCCAUGAGGGCUGCCAUGUUGUGUUCUUUAGGGGUUGCUGCCAGGAGAGGACCCCAGUGUUGUGUCACUGUCCUGUUUGACCCUGAAGUGCUUCUUAAAUGCAAUGCUCAGGCACUGGAAAUACUCGCUGGUCCAGAUUAAAACCAGCUACUCUGCAUCACUCGGGCAGGAUAGGGAGAGGAGAAGGAGUGGUGGUUUGAAAGAAAGAAGCAAGAAGAGAGCUUGUCACUGUGAGCACUUCAGACCUGGAAGUAAAAUAUUUUGUUAAAAAUAAAUAAGGACUGUCUUUAGUCCAGCUGUGUCAGAAGUUUGGGGCUCUGCCAGGUCCCCUACUGGUCUUAGUGGAGACAGCAUGGCACAGCUGUAGGAAGGGUGCAGGUGCCCAAUUUUAGGGGCAUUUCACAGGCUGUUUGAACAUCUCUAGGCCAGGAAGAGCAGUGCAGCACAAGCGACAUUCUAAGUGGCCUUUUAAAGUAUUUAUUUACGUAUAAUUAAUUUGUGCUCAAGUUGAAGUCAUCCUUACCAUCAGCAUCUCUAAGGAAGUAAUUUACUAAACAAGGGAAAAAAUAUUUUUUAUCCAAAUAAGUAGCUA
Messenger RNA from Erpetoichthys calabaricus (reedfish), 6986 nucleotides. It is a transcript of the gene synm, whose product is annotated as synemin, intermediate filament protein. Gene Ontology annotation, biological process: intermediate filament cytoskeleton organization; fast-twitch skeletal muscle fiber contraction. The transcript has 4 exons. Gene Ontology annotation, cellular component: costamere; sarcolemma; neurofilament cytoskeleton. NCBI's taxonomy places the organism in Eukaryota, Metazoa, Chordata, Cladistia, Polypteriformes, Polypteridae. Gene Ontology annotation, molecular function: structural constituent of muscle; vinculin binding; structural constituent of cytoskeleton. The record is from RefSeq and is a predicted model, not a curated record. Bases 194 to 3667 code for a protein of 1157 amino acids.